Molecule: messenger RNA, 531 nt
Organism: Didymodactylos carnosus
Lineage: Eukaryota; Metazoa; Rotifera; Eurotatoria; Philodinida; Philodinidae
Source: the annotation of a GenBank genome assembly
AUGCUUGUUCACCUACUGUCAAUGGUGCUUCUGUUUUCUACGUUACAUCUUAUAUCAUCGAAUCUUAUACGAGGCUUCAAUGAUGAUCUUUGCGAUCCACAUACAGUCACGUCCGAACAUUAUCCAUCGCUAUUAGUACGGCUCGAUGUCCAAAAGACAAGUCCUUUAAAACUGAAGGCAACAUAUCGUCUUCCAAACAGCACUAGAGAAUUCUCUUUCGAAGGGAUGGUUUUGACUGGUGGUUUUCCAGUUCCAGCUGAGUUAGCGGCAUGCAGAUCACUAGGUUGUAGCGAAUCAGCAGGAGCUACACCAAUGGGAUGGACCGCACAAUCUACAUGCGAGUUCACCUGUCCAGACGGUACAAGUGCUAUGCAAAAAUGCCGUUUUAUGAUUAAACAAUUUCAAUGUCCAACUGAUGCAAUGAAUUUGCUCGAAUGUCUCACAAACGAACGGUUUUGGGAAUAUGCGACGAACGUACCAGGUUCGAGUUAUAAAGGCCUUGAUCUCAAGUGUAUCAAAUGUGAAGACUAA